UAAUAAUAAUAAUAAUAAUAAUAAAUGGAUUAAGAAAAAAAACCAAGUGAGCCAAAAAAAAAAGCAUGAACCUGGUCGAGCAAAUAAACACGAUAAGCCUUUUAAAGGUUUAAAAUUAUUUUAUGUUAUUCACCUGGACUAGUUACUGUCUCCGAUCCUCUAUGAAUUUAAAAUGAGCUUAAUUGAAUUUUUUGUGAAAAUUCAAUACAGCCCUACGAACUUUUACUUGUAUUGAAAUAAAAUAAGAAAAACAAAGCUCUUUUAUUUAAAGAUCUAUAAAUUAUUAAAUUUAAAAAGUUUGUAUUAUCCCACCAAGUCACGAUCAUAAUGAUUUCCUUUCGGUUUUUAUUAUUAUUUAGGCUUUUAUUAGUUUUAGGUUUUUAUUAUCACUAGACCACGUUUAGUGGAGAAGCAAGCGACCUCUAAUCACGAGUCCACGGGGACAGAUGUUUUUUCAUUCAUUCAACCAAAGCAAAUUUGUUCUGUUAUGGCAACAAAGCGAGGGAAAAACAAGUAAGUUGGUGAAGAAAAAAAUGAUAUGCGCGAGAGAAAAGAAAGCAACAAGACCUGGAAAUUAUCACUGAUGCUUCUUAUUGAAUGAUUAAAUGAAGGUGAGAGAAAACCUGUAAAAACGACUAACGAAUUUGGUUGUGCCCGGUUUACAGUUGCUACGUUGCUGCAUCAAACUUAACCAAAAAGAGAAAAUACAUGCACAAAAAUGUCUGCACUCACCAAUGCAAUAAGAAACAAACGAUUUCACCAAGCGAAAUUAUUAGUAGAAAUGGGAAUCGAUGUGAACUAUCGAAACUCUGCUAAAAGGACUGCUCUGAUGGAGUUGUGUUUAUUGGAGGAAGAAGGAAAAGCGGCCAAAUUGGCGCGAAUUAUGCUGUCUCGCGGUGCACGCGUUGGAAUUAGAGACUCCGAUGGGAUGACCGCGUUGUGUCAUGCAGCAAAACUUAACCGUGAGCAGCUCGUCUCGGUCAUCUUGGAGGAAACUCAUUCGUUCGACCCAAACACUGCCGAUAAGAGCGGGAACACAGCACUUCACUACGCUGCUAUGACGGGAAACUUUAUGUUGCUAAACCAGGUGCUACAGGUGCUAAAGAAACUCAGUCUCAACACCGAUAAGAUUAAUCUCAAUGGCGAAACACCUCUUAUUUGUGCAGCAAAAUCCGGGAACGUUUUCUGUUCUCGUAUCCUGGUCCUCGAGGGAAAUGCGUCACCCCAUGCACGGGAUAGACUUGAGUUUAAAACGGCAAAGGAAUGGGAAAGAUCGAGGUUAUUUCUGAAGAGAGGAUCCAUUUCCUCACCUGAUUCCUCAUUCGUUAAAACGCAGCGCUCUCGGACUUCCAUGUCCCUUCCCUUUUCUGGGACACUCCCAUCAGAACCAGCGAGAGUAGAACAGCAGCCAAGUAGUGCAAGGUCACGCAAAUCAGGAAAUUUGUACGACGAACUCAGACCUUACACAGCACCGGAACUGCCAAAGAAAUCGGGAAAACCCGCCGGCAAAAAUCACCUCGAUAAUCUAAGACAAUUAUACUCUAUAUUUGAGAAGCAGCUUUCAUACUCGUACAGAGAGAAGGCAGUUAAGCCAAGAUCACCGACUCCACCACCAAGUGAAGAUGACGAUUUUGAUAUGUGGGGUACAUGUGAUAUAUCCGGGGAGAUGAUACCAGGAAACGCAAUUCAACUCUCCUGUCCGACAAACCGUCGAUUAAGCGUCAGCAAGACGGCAAAGAUCGCAGUCAAAACAAACAAUCUCCUCCGACGACGAUCAGUAGCUGUCACAGCUCCAAGCGCUAAGCCCAAUACUACACGACGAAUGUCGACGGCUUCACGGCCGACGCUAAUGAACAAAAACCUGUCUGAGUCUCUACCUGCGUCGAUGUUCUCGCAGAAAAAGGCUGCUGCCGUGCGGAGGAAUUCCAUCAAUGUCAUCAGUAGUGUGAGCGCUGGAAUAAAGAUAAAAGGGCGGCAACAGUCUGACGAGGGAGAGGGGGUUCAGGCAAAAAGGACGUCAACUUACAGUAUGGUCCAUGAAGUCUUAAGCAGCAGGAGUAAGUAUGGAGAGUAGCGGACUGACGGUGGAAAGGCCCUCUUUGCUUGCCAGGCGGCGCUCGUAUUCAUUUGAUUCGGCGGAAUUGGAACUCAAGCGACUUUCCAAGAGUGGAAAUCUGGAGAUCUCAGCUCUGCAAUCUCUAGCGACAAGACUUUUCUUACUGGAAGAUCAAGUCAAUCCCCACUCCUCGGUAUUCUACCAGCAGAACGAAGAAGAAGUGAACAGAACAGAAAAAAGUGAUCUCGAAAAGCUGACGAAGUGCUCGGAAGAGGUUAUCGCAAGCGUGUUGCUUGAAUAUCUCAGUGGAAAAGUCUACGACGAGAGCAUUUGCUCGCAGCAGACAGCAGCUAUAAGCAAGAAGGUGGAACAGCAGAUGAAGGGCAAGGUACUUAAGGAUAAACAGAAGGUUUUAGCGCUCGCGUUUAUUGGAGAGGUCCGGAACCAGGGGAUUCAAGUGACGAGUCAGUGUCUGUGGGACCCUCUCAGUGACUUCAUGGCGUCUGCAAGUCUCUGCGUUAACAACCUUUUCGCCGUUUGCUACGUCUUUGUAGUCCAGUGAUCCUCGCGAAUAAACCGAUUCCUAGCGGCUUAAUUAAAGGCAUGCAUAGAUACGUAACUGUACAAAAAAAAAACUGGUAUCGUUUGGUGUAAUAUUCCACGACUGUUAAUAAAAAGACGAAAAGAUUCGUGAGAGCAAGCGAGUGGUUUUUACCUAAGAGAGAUUCUAUUCUCUUAAUACUAUUUUACGGCGCGAAGAAACAAUAUCCUAUUUUGUAAACAAAACUGAAGUGUGUUUAUUGCUAAUCAGCCCUCGAAAAUAAUAACUUGAUUCCAAUUCUAAUGAAUGGAUCUUUUUAACACUUCCUUGUUUUAAACCGAAACAGACAAAGGUCAUGGAACUUGUGUGACAGAAUAUUCUUGCACAAAUUUGUCACAUUAUAAGACUUAGCUAUCAUAUCUCUUGAAAUCCACGGAAAGAAAAAUACAUGUACAGAACAAUUUGUAAUUUCAAGUUCCCAAUUAAAGCUUCUAUCACGCAAAA
Nematostella vectensis (starlet sea anemone) is the source of this 3101-nucleotide messenger RNA. Its product is annotated as ankyrin repeat domain-containing protein 26-like. The transcript is spliced from 2 exons. NCBI's taxonomy places the organism in Eukaryota, Metazoa, Cnidaria, Anthozoa, Actiniaria, Edwardsiidae. Bases 719 to 2074 code for a protein of 451 amino acids. Gene Ontology annotation, molecular function: protein binding. The record is from RefSeq and is a predicted model, not a curated record.